Molecule: messenger RNA, 5821 nt
Organism: Nicotiana attenuata
Lineage: Eukaryota; Viridiplantae; Streptophyta; Magnoliopsida; Solanales; Solanaceae
Product: formin-like protein 20
Exons: 17
Coding region: 468-5051 (1527 amino acids)
Source: RefSeq, a predicted model, not a curated record
CCCACCCCUCACUUUUUUUCUCUCUCCAUGUGACUUUCCUAAAAACAAUGGCAACGAUCAUAUCCCGCAUUCUCAUCUAAUCCCGUCAAAUCUUCUGAUUUUUCGUUUUACCUCUCUCAACCCUAAACUUGCAUACUCAUUUUCACCUUCAUUUCACUUCAUCUACUGCUCAUAUAUUCUACUCUAAAUCUUGGAGUUUUCUAGAGAAUUCUGGUCUUUCUCAUUUCAAAUUGCUUUGAGCUAAAGAGACCCAGCUGUAUUUGCAUUCUGGUUACUCUUGUACUUAAUUAAGUGAAUUUUAUUUGAACUGCGUUAAACUAAUACCGCUGUAAGAUCAAUUGUGCUGUUGAAUUGGGAAUUUUAUAGAGAUCCGUUGUAGGUAUCAAUUUGGGUAUUCUGGACUGAAGAGUGGAGGUAUAUCAAAUUGGGGGGUUUGGAUCGGAUCGGGGGAGAAACAGCGCCAUUAGAUGGCGCUGUUCAGACGCUUCUUCUAUAGGAAGCCGCCGGAUCGGCUUCUUGAGAUUUCUGAGCGGGUCUACGUGUUUGAUUGUUGCUUCUCCACGGACGUGUUGGAUGAAGAUGAAUACAAGACAUAUAUGGGAGGGAUUGUGGCUCAGCUGCAGGACCACUAUGCAGAUUCUUCUUUCAUGGUUUUUAACUUUAGAGAAGGUGAUAGGAGGAGCCAAAUAUCUGACAUAUUGUCCCAGUAUGAUAUGACUGUGAUGGAUUAUCCUCGGCAAUAUGAAGGGUGUCCACUUUUGCCUCUGGAGAUGAUUCACCACUUCUUGCGCUCGAGUGAGAGCUGGCUUUCACUUGAGGGCCAGCAAAACGUCCUGUUAAUGCACUGUGAGAGGGGAGGCUGGCCUGUACUUGCUUUUAUGCUUGCUGGCCUUCUUUUGUACAGAAAACAGUACACUGGUGAGCAUAAGACUCUCGAAAUGGUGUACAAGCAAGCUCCUAGGGAGCUUCUCCAUCUUUUGUCACCUCUGAAUCCGCAGCCAUCUCAGCUUAGAUAUCUCCAGUACAUCUCCAGAAAGAAUUUUGGCUCGGAAUGGCUGCCAUCCGAUACACCUUUUUCUUUAGAUUGCGUCAUACUUAGAUUCCCUCCUCUAUUUGAUGGUGGGAGAGGCUGCCGACCAGUAGUUCGUGUUUAUGGACAGGACCCUGCUUCAACAACCUCUAAUAGGAGCUCUAAGCUACUCUUUUCAACUUCAAAGACAAAAAAACAUGCUCGCUUCUACCGACAGGAAGAGUGUUCACUGGUGAAAAUAGACAUCCGUUGUCGUGUCCAAGGAGAUGUUGUUCUCGAGUGUGUCCAUUUGGAAGAUGACCUAGUAAGGGAAGAAAUGAUGUUCAGGGUCAUGUUCCACACCACAUUUAUUCGCUCAAAUGUUUUGAUGUUAAUGCGUGAUGAAGUUGAUGUCCUGUGGGAUGCGAAAGACCAAUUUCCUAGAGGGUUCAAAGCAGAGGUGCUCUUUUCGGAUCCUGAUGCUGUUCCAUCCACUGAAGAAGUGCCAAGUGAGGAGGAGAAUGGGACUGAAGGUGCUUCACCUGAGGAGUUUUUUGAAGUCGAAGAGAUAUUCAGCAAUGCUGUUGAUGGACAGGAUGGAAGGGGGGAAUCUGGAGCCCACAUUGUUAAGGAAAGUUUGGAGGAUGAUGAUAGUAUCGAAAUAAUCUGGAAAGAGGAAGUGGAACAUCAUGCAUUUCAAGAUUGUGCAUCAGACGAAGUAAAUCACAAGCAAGAAGGAGAGUCUGCCUCAGAAACCAACAUUUUAGGAGGUAGAAACAAUUCUAUAGCCUCCAAGGCUGUAGUUUCCAAUGUUUCUAGCAAGAUGGAAUCAGAACUGCUAAUGUCUGGAGAUCGUGUCCCAUCAGAGGAUGGGGAGCUAAAGCAAGAUAAGGAAGACACUCUGAAACAGAAGCAGUUGGAGAGGGAAGGUGUACAACAGAAGAUGAGUGCUGAUAUUAAUAAACAAAAAAGUGAUAAGACAGUCUCAUCUCUAAAGAAACAAUCAUUCUGCAACUCAAAACCUUCUGCUGAUGGCGUUGGUCCAAAAAAUAAAUCGAAACAGCAGGAAUCCCAGGGCACUGUUUUACGACAGGCAAAGCCAAAUGCAGUGUCGCGGUGGAUCCCGCCUAACAAAGGUUCUUACACUAAUUCAAUGCAUGUAGCAUAUCCACCAUCAAGGUAUAACAGUGCUCCUCCUGUGCUUGCUCUCACCAAGGAUUCUCAAUCUGGGGUUAAAUCAAAGUCACCAUCUCCUCGAGCUUCUUCAGAAGCUAUAGUUUCUGCUGAAGCAGGUUGUCUUCCAGGUAAAGACUCCUCAUGUCCUGCUACAAUCUCUGCUCCUGAAUUAGCUGACAGGCAGGCCCUGCAGCUUCAUCCAUCUUCUCGUUCGCCGAGCACUUCAUCUCAUGAAACGGCUGAUGCUGAAGUAGCAGGAACUAAUUCAUCAUCAGCUUCUACAACUCCACUUUUGUCUCUGCAGGAAAGCAAUAUUUUGACAGCUUCUUUUACUCAGCCAGCCUCCAAUUCUCCACCAGCUCCGACCGUGCCUCCCCCGCCACCUCUGAACACGCCAUCUCUGUCUCUUUCAAGUAAUAUCCAGUCUUUUUCACCUCCUCCUCCACCUCCCCCACCCCCUCCACCUCCGCCAUCGACUAGCUUGAGGAUGACUCCGAUGGGUGCCUUUUCUCCUAUCCCACCACCACCACCACCUCCUCCUCCUCCACCUCCACCUCCACCCACAUCAUCCAGUGUAUUAAAUGUUGGUAGGGUCUUCUUGCCACCCCCACCACCACCCCUUUGGUCAAGUGGAGGGUAUGGAACUUCCUCAGAAGUAGUAUCUAGUUCGUUCCCGCCUCCACCUCCUCCACCUCCUCCACCUCCACCUAUAUAUGCAUCUACUGUACCAAGAUUGGCUGCUUUUGGGGUUUCCACACCAUCACCACCACCUCCUCCCCCUCCACCUCCACCUCCUAUGUGUGCUGCCUAUUCUCCUCCUCCUCCUCCGCCCCCACCACCACCUCCUCCUCUACUUGGCUCUUCAGCACCACCUCCCCCUCCACCACCACCAUCUCUACAUUCCUCACGAUUUGCUCCACCUCCACCACCCCCACCACCUUUGCGAAAUGCUCCUCCUCCACCACCCCCACCUCCUUCCAGAAAUGCUCCUCCUCCCCCUCCUCCGCCUCCUUUAUAUAACGCUCCAUUUGCACCAUCUCCACCUCCUCCACCCCCUCCUCCUUUCUCUAGAGCACCAACACCACCGCCACCGCCACCGCCUCCUUUGCGUGGCUCUGUACCCCCACCACCUCCUCCAUUGCCUGGAGCUCCACCUCCUCCUUCAUGGGGGCCUCCACCUCCUCCCCCUCCUCCUAUGCGGGGACCUCCACCUCCUCCACCUCCUCCUAUGAGGGGGCCUCCACCUCCUCCACCUCCUCCGGGAGGUGGCCCUCCACCUCCACCUCCACCUCCUGGAGCACGAGGGCCUCCAGCACCUCCACCUCCUCCUGGCGCUGGCCCUCCUCCACCUCCUCCUCCAAUACGGGGAGCGCCACCUCCUCCACCUCCUCCCGGAGGUCGGGCACCUGGUCCACCUCCCCCACCCCCUCCAGGAGGACGCGCACCUGGUCCACCUCCCCCACCCCCUCCGGGAGGACGCGCACCGGGUCCACCUCCUCCUCCGGGAGCUCCAAGACCUCCAGGUGGUGGACCUCCCCCACCACCACCAUUUGGCGCUAAAGGACCUGGGGCAGUUGGCAGAGGCCUUCCUCCCGGGAGAACACAGGGAUUUUCACGCACAGCCGGUGGUGUAGCUCCUCGAAGAUCUAACUUAAAGCCUUUGCAUUGGAGCAAGGUAACUAGGGCACUGCAAGGAAGCUUAUGGGAUGAACUGCAGAGAAACGGAGAGCCUCAAUUGUCACCAGAAUUUGAUUUUUCAGAACUUGAGACUCUUUUCUCUGCUAAUGUCCCCAAGUCAGAUAAUGCGGGUGGCAAAUCUGGAGGCCGAAGGAAGUCUGUUGGAUCAAAACCUGAUAGAGUUCACCUGGUUGACUUAAGGAGGGCGAAUAAUACUGAAAUUAUGCUCACAAAGGUGAAAAUGCCACUGCCUGACAUGAUGGCAGCUGCGCUCGCAAUGGAUGAGUCAAUUUUAGAUGCUGAUCAGGUGGAGAAUCUUAUCAAGUUUUGUCCUACAAAGGAUGAGAUGGAACUUCUCAAGAAUUACACCGGUGACAGAGAGCUCCUGGGAAAGUGUGAACAGUUUUUUCUGGAGCUGAUGAAGGUGCCUCGAGUAGAGUCAAAACUAAGAGUUUUUCUCUUCAAGAUCCAGUUCAACUCUCAGGUUAAGGACUUCAAAAAAAGCUUAAACACUGUGAAUUCUGCUUGCGAAGAGGUCCGAUAUUCUCUCAAAUUGAAGGAAAUACUGAAGAAAAUAUUGUAUUUGGGGAAUACAUUGAACCAGGGAACUGCUAGAGGUUCUGCCGUUGGAUUUAAGCUGGACAGUCUUUUGAAGCUCACUGAUACACGUGCUACUAACAACAAGAUGACACUCAUGCAUUAUCUUUGUAAGGUUCUUGCUGCCAAGUCACCAGCACUUUUAAACUUUCAUGUAGAUCUUGUAAGCCUGGAAGCUGCAUCAAAGAUACAAUUGAAGUCCUUGGCUGAAGAAAUGCAAGCAAUCAUCAAGGGUUUGGAAAAAGUUAAAAAGGAACUGGAGGCAUCUGAGACUGAUGGCCCUGUGUCUGAAAUUUUUUGUAAGACCUUAAAGGAAUUCGUUGGUGUGGCUGAAGUAGAGGUUGGUUCUGUCAAGGAGUUAUAUUCUGUUGCGGGCAGAAAUGCUGAUGCAAUUGCACUAUAUUUCGGCGAGGAUCCUGCCCGAUGUCCGUUUGAGCAAGUCACUGCAACCCUCUUAAAUUUUGUGAGACUGUUCCGCAAAGCCCACGAAGAAAACUUGAAGCAGGCUGAAUUAGAAAGGAAGAAAGCUCAGAAGGAGGCUGAAAUGGAGAAUGCCAAAGGAGUUAAUUUAACAAAGAAGGGUGUCAAGUGAAUGCGAAUGAUUUCAUUGUUUCAGUCAAUAUUGGGUGUCGAACAAUCCGUGCCUGUUGGUUAACCAUGUUAACCGAGGAUAUCUUCCAAAGACAGACCAAAAGCCUCCAAAAUUAACACAAGUGCUGUGGCAUUCUUUGGGUUCAAGAAAGAAUAUUGAGGCUUGUGAACCCCUGGAAGUGCAGUGAAAUGCUUUGCAGAUAGGAAGCUGAACCGGACACAUCAUUGUCGGAGCUCUUGGAUGAUGCAAGCAGCCUGUUGCUCCCUAAAUCAAUCCCCUUGAUUUUAUUAUUGGCAGGAUUGCUAUCCACCUCGAGAGAUUUGCUACAUGAUUAAGAAGAUGCUGCAAUCAAGACCGCGGAUUUGGAUAUGCAAUUAUGGAGCAAACAUGAUGGACUCAGUGUUAGGCACAAAAAAUGCAGUUGCCGCAAUGUCAACGUUCACCAUUGACCGCCAUGAUGCCAUGUCAACUGUAAAUUAAAAGUGUAACAUCAGCUUGUAUAAAGCCUAGGCAGUGUAUCUAGAUUCAAAGUUGAUUCUUUUCAUUGUAACAUAGAAAAAGGGGUUCCCUGCUGUAUCAGUUUUUGAUGGGAACCUACCACGAAAUUGAUUGUACAGAAAGCAUAGGAGAAGAUAGGAAUAGAUUAUUUAGCAAUUAAUGUAUCAAUAUGCAGGCUGUAGGAUUAGCGUCCCCUCUUUCCAAGAUUCAAAUUUUGGAAAAUGUUCUAAUAUCUUCAUUCAUUAAUGGCAGAAGUUGUCUGCAUUUCCUUA